This is a messenger RNA of Ilex paraguariensis (yerba mate), 1512 nucleotides long. Lineage: Eukaryota; Viridiplantae; Streptophyta; Magnoliopsida; Aquifoliales; Aquifoliaceae. The record is from the annotation of a GenBank genome assembly.
AUGGUGGCGACGAUGUUUACUUCUCUAUCCUCUCUUUCUGCGACACCAAAGCCAUACUCAUCCCAGGCCUUAACCCAACGAACUCAUUACAACGUUUCUUACUCGUUCUCACUCCUUCAAUCGCAACGGACUGUGAUGUUCGACACUGCGAAUACAAGUCCAGCUUCGAUCAGACGACUCUUUCCUGAGUUUUCUCUAUGUUUCUACAAAGAUCGAUAUAAAUCUGGCGGAGAAUUUGAGUGCCCUCAGACUCUCGGUUGUUUUCAAGAAGGGAAACCCGAUGGGACAGGAGCCAUGAAAAGCAUUGAAGAAUCUGAUGUAGGAAUCGUCUGCUACGUCUCUCAGCUCCCUGGUUUCCAAGGCAUUCUUAAGCAGAGGUAUUCUGAUUUUAUAGUAAAUGAAGUGGAUUUGGAUGGCAACGUGGUUCAUUUGACGUCUCUAGAUGCUGCACCUGAGAUUGUUGAAGAAAAAGAAACAAAGAUAUCUGAUCAACCUAACAAAAGCUAUGACACUGAAAUUGAAUUAUUUAGAACUUUGGCUGGUGAUUCAGAUGCUGAUUCUCUCAAAGCUUUUAUAGAACAGAUUAGUUCUGCCAUUGAGGACAAUGUUGAACCCAUUGUGAUUUCUCCAAGUUCUGAUAAGUUGCAUCGGACGGCAAUGCAUAAUUUUUUCAAGGAGAAACUUAAGUUUCUUGUUACUGACACCAUAGAUGGACCAGACCCCUCAUCAAAAUGCAUUCGCGUGAGGUUAAAUUCAGGAGGGAAUAAUGGCAGAGGUAGAAACUCAAAGAAACGGAAAGAGAGGUGUGAGAUGCCAUAUGACAGUAGAGGUUCGGACAGUUGGCCAGAACGUCUGGGCAAGUUCCUGAGGUUUCAUCUUUACAAGGAGAACAAAGACACCCAGGAAGCCUUGGGACUUAUUGGAAAGAUGCUGGGCAUUCAGAUGAAGUCAUUUGGAUUUGCUGGUACAAAAGAUAAGCGCUCUGUAUCAACUCAGAGGGUAACUGUUUUCAAGCAGCGAGCAGGUAGAUUAGCAUCUCUUAACGAGAGGUUGAUUGGUAUAAAAGUUGGUGACUUUUGCCAUGUCAAUGAAGGACUUCUUCUUGGGCAGCUUCAUGGAAACCGAUUCACAAUUACAUUAAGGGGGGUUGUUGCAGAUGCUGAAGAUGUAAUAAAAGCAUCUGCAGAUGCCUUAGGAAAACAUGGAUUCAUUAACUACUUUGGUUUACAACGAUUUGGAAGCGGUUCAGUGCCAACUCAUCUCAUUGGAGCCGCAUUACUAAGAGGGGAGUGGAAAGAUGCAGUGAGCAUGAUUCUUGAUCCAAGAGAAGGGGAUAUCCUUUUAUUAUAUCAAUAUUGGAUACAAAAGGAUGCCAUAAGUAGGGUACGUGAAUAUUAUAAAGAAUGUGGUGAUAUUGAAGGGACCCUGAGGCAAUUACCUCGCAAUCUGGUUGCUGAACGGGCUAUAGCUUCCAAGGUGAAGGACUUGAAGGAUUAUGAGAGUCAAAAGUGA